This is a messenger RNA of Ruditapes philippinarum (Manila clam), 1782 nucleotides long. Its product is annotated as anaphase-promoting complex subunit 10-like. Gene Ontology annotation, cellular component: anaphase-promoting complex. The record is from RefSeq and is a predicted model, not a curated record. Gene Ontology annotation, biological process: protein K11-linked ubiquitination; anaphase-promoting complex-dependent catabolic process. Lineage: Eukaryota; Metazoa; Mollusca; Bivalvia; Venerida; Veneridae. The coding region runs from base 110 to 652 and encodes 180 amino acids. The transcript has 4 exons.
GUUACGGCAUUAUCAAUUGUAACGUACAGGUUGUCUCCCUUUAUCUACGUUCCCCCAUUUGCAAGAAAGAAAAAGCGGUAGUGGUAAACAUUGGAAGAUAAAAUAUUCCAUGGCAACUAAAGUAGUAGCAAGUCAAGACUUGGAUGUAUUCAAGGAUGAGAAGGAUGGAGUUUAUAGAGAAGUGGGUAACCAAGCAGUCUGGUCUCUAUCCUCUUGUAAAGCAGGGUUUGGAGUUGAACAAUUAAGAGAUGACUCAUACGAUUCUUACUGGCAAUCUGAUGGUCCACAGCCUCACCUUGUAAACAUACAGUUCCGACGCAAGACCACCAUUCAUGAUGUUUGUAUAUACACUGAUUAUAAGGCAGAUGAGAGUUACACACCAAAUAGGGUAUCUAUAAGAGCGGGGACACAUUUUAACGAUCUUGUCGAGGUGGAGCAGAUAGAGUUAAGUGAACCUAUAGGCUGGAUAUCUGUACCACUGAAAGAUAUCAAUGGAAAAUCUAUCCGAACUUUUAUGAUACAAAUUGCCAUCUUAUCAAACCAUCAGAAUGGUAGAGACACUCAUGUACGGAGAAUCAAGAUAAGAGCACCUGUGCAAAAAUGUCCAAAAUUCACAAGUCUAGAAUUUAAUAUGAGAGCUAACUUAAGAUAGUAUUUGAAGAAAAACAUAUUGUGUUAAGUGAAAUGUGAACCUGAAUGGAAGAGCUGGCACAGGGUGAUAUACUUGACCUGCGCCCUGCUGAGUUUGUAGUCCAGACAUGGUUUGCUUUAAAUUUAGAAGUGUUCAUCAUGAUUUUGAUGUUUUUCAAAAUUAGAGCAAUAAAAUUGUGCAGGCAACAUGAUUAAGCCUGGCUGGAACAAAAAUAACCUCUCAGAGUCUAGUCAGACUGCAAAAUGUUCAUGGUGGCCUAGUGGCAUAAUUAAAUAGAUGAGUCAUUAUCAUAGCUUGCAAAAGUUAAGUUAAAAUAGCAGGGGAGACAACUGAUGUCAUGUCACAAAAAAAAACAGACUAUAGUAUUGAUUUAUGAAAUACCUGUUGAUUAUAUCUCUUUCCUUUGAUUUAUGUUAAAGUCAUGUCCUGAAUCAGAUUGAUGCUAUUUUGACUGUUUGUUACCAUAGAUUACGUAAUUUAAAGGAAAAUGAAGGUACAUUGUAUAUCUAAUGAAAUAUUUUUAUAAAGUUUAUUAACAGUAAAAUGAUAUUUCAAAAGAGUUGUAUCUCUGUUAUUUAACACAUAUAUAACACAAUAUUGUACAAAAACAAAAUAAAAUGUUUAGGAACAAAAUACUAUGUUGCUAUUUUAAGUAAGGUUUUAACCAUUUAGCAAUGAUUUUGUGCAUAGGCAAUGCACUUUAUGACAGUAUACUAAUUUGUAUCUUUCAAAAAUUUCAACAAUCAUUUUUUGAAGCAAAUAUAUAGCUUUAUUUAGUUUAAUAAAAUCAGUAUGAUUGAAGAUUUAUAGGUCAACGUUUUGAUUAUAGUAAAAAUCGUGUAACUAAGGUUUGUUUAUUGUUUAUGUUAUUUAAACAGUUAAAAUGACCAGGGAAUUUUUUAUUGGUAAAGAUGUUAUCAAAUUCAAUGGUAGUAAUUAUAAAUACAGAAUUUCUUAAUGUUGUAUGCUUAGAUUAGGAAGGAUAGGGUUGUUGGGUAGGGACAAUACAGAUUCUUUGUUAUAAUUCCAAAAAUAUUAUUCUAAGUAAACUUUAAGACUUCAAAAACAUUGUCAUUAUAUGUUAUAUAUGAAAAAUCAUCAGAAUAAUAAAUUAUAUAAAAUGAAGAAUA